GCAGAACAAAACGAGAUCCAAGAUUCUACCUAGGAUCAGGAUUCAGGAAGGGCGCGUCUCCUCAGGCUCAGGCUUGCCAUUGGCAUUGGUGUACCUAGUUGGUGCAAAGACGCGCGAUUUGUCAGCUCUUCGCGCUGCAUUUUGCCGCUAGGGCGCCCAGAAUUCUAGUGAACCUUCAGCAGCUGAACAUGGCCUCUUGUCAAGCACCAGUGUUGGCCAAUGGCCUGUCCGCAAGCGUGUCUCCAGCUGUGCUUGGAGAUGCAAGCACGCAGCUCCGAAAGGCAGCAUGCCGCAGGCCUGCUUUUGGCAGUGCAAGGGUGACACAACCCAAGGCGAGAAUGCAUGCAUCCAAUUCUGAGCAUGAGGCAAUCAGUAAGAAACAGGCGUCCAAGGCAGGACUACCACGUUUUGUGCAUAGGAGUCUGGCGGCAGCCGCACUGGCUGGCCUGCUUGCCUCCGGACAGGGGGGCAUUGCGCUCGCAGAGACCUACGACUUCAACACCUCUGAUGAGCAGAGCCUGACCCAGAGCGUGCGGCCAGAGGGGAGCGGGAAGGCCAACACCCGCGACAAUGGCCUUCUCCGGGAAGGGCCAAACUCUCCUGAAGGAGCCAACACAGGCAAAAACAGUACUUUCAACUUCAACACCUCGGAUGAGCAGACACUUGCCCAAAACUCCCAGGGGGAGGGGAGCGGCAAGGCAAACACCCGCCAACCUGGUGCUGGAAGAGAAGGUCCGACUGAGGGCGUCAAGCGAGCGUCAUCCUCUCAGGCCCCAGCCAAGGACGAUUUCCCUGGUCGCGCCGGGCGUGUUCUAAGCAAGGCUAAAGAAACUGCGGAGGACUUGUUGCCGGGCCAGCCUGGAAAAGCGCUCGAGGAGAAGACCCGAGGCCUGAGGCUCGGGAAGGCGCUGUCUGAUGCUGGCCUGAACCUGAACACCACCGUUGCUGCUGCUUUCGACUUCAACACCAGCGACGAGCAGACCCUGACUCAGAACCGGCAGCAAGAGGGGAGCGGCAAGGCCAACACCAGGGACUCAGAGGCUAACCGAGAAGGCCCCACGUCCGGCGUCAAGCGCGCAUCGUCCUCCCAGGCGCCCGAGGAGGAUUUCCCCGGCCGUGCCGGGCGCGCCCUGGCCCGGGCGAAGGACAAUGUGGAAAACCUGGUGCCGGGGCAACCGGGGAAGGCGCUCGAGAACGCCGCCCGGGGAGUGCGCCUGGGGAAGGCGCAGUCGGAUGCUGGAGUCAACCCAGUGACCACCAUCUCAGAAGCCCUGGUUGAUCCCCGUGAGGGUCUGGCUGUCGCCCGCGACAGCGUGCAGAGCACCCGGACGGAGGCUCGGCGGGUGAGCAAGGAGGGGCGCGAGGCCAUCAUGCAAGAGAAUGCGCAAAAGCAGAGUGGGGAAGACAGUGGGCCGGCCAAGACCCUGAAAGAAUUGGUGGCACAAAAGCAAAAGCUGGUGGGCAAAGUGGACCCUCUGCAGGACGGCAUCGACUCGGCUGCACCGGGGCAAGCCCGGGGCAAGUCGUUCUACUAAAUGAAAGAACGAGCGCGUGUUGUUUAGCGGCAGUGCUUGAUGUGAGUAUCCAUGUCAAUUAGUGAGGAAAAGUGCUGUUGUCAACGAACGGAAGGUAUGCAAGUCGGUAUACGAGUUGGUGAUCAGUUGCUCGAGUCUAACCUGUGUUGGAAGUACUUUGGUCACUGGGAUACGUACUUGUAUACUGUCUCUGUCCGAACAGUGUACGCAGACUUUUUGGAAGCGGAGAGGUUAACUUUUGAACCUUUUUGCCCGCAUUGAGUGCGGCUUCCCGACCAAUUCCGAUACUGCGUGCAUGCCAUACGGGUC
Molecule: messenger RNA, 1844 nt
Organism: Klebsormidium nitens
Lineage: Eukaryota; Viridiplantae; Streptophyta; Klebsormidiophyceae; Klebsormidiales; Klebsormidiaceae
Source: the annotation of a GenBank genome assembly